GAAUCAAAGGACAAACAAUGAUCAAGGGUAGCACCAAGAUAUUUAACUGAUUUUUUGGAUUCGAUUGUUUGACCAUUGCCGUUCGUAUCAAGAUUGAACUGGGAUGUCAAUAUUAUUUGGGACCCAAAUAAUAUAGAUUCUGUUUUGCCAAGAUGCAAAUUUAUUGUCUUCGGGUGUGGAAGUUGUACACAGCAGUUCUCUCGGAUAGUCGAUAGAAUUGUCAAUGGAGAAAAAGCAGAGAAAAACGAGUAUCCGUGGCAAGUACGGAUAAUGAGAAAAGGGUAUAUGAGAUGUAGCGGUGUCGUCUUAAAUGAGAGGACUAUUUUAACCGCAGCUCACUGUUACGGAUUUGACAAAGAAUCAUUUUAUCAAAUUCUUGUCGGUACACAUACAACUCGUCGGCCUUUACAAACAGCACAGAAACGAAGGGUAGAAAAGGUCAUUGUACAUAAAGGGUAUGUAGUAUCUGACACUUAUGAGUCGGCAAAUGAUAUCGCCCUGUUUCAUCUCAAAUCGCCAUUGGAACUAUCGUCUGCAGUACAGCCUGUACGCCUCUCGGACAGAGAAUUUGACAAGGAUGCGCUGACAAACAAGCAAUGUUACAUGUCAGGAUGGGGAUUGGCGAUGAAAAACAACGGUGGUUAUAAACUACCAAAAGUCUUACAAGGAGUUAGCACAAAGGUCAUCAAGACAAACCUCUGCAGAUACCUAUCUCGGGGACACGAGUAUUACAGGAUAUACAGAGAGCUCCAUAUCUGUACUGUAUUAAGUGAUUAUUCAAGUGGAUGUAAUGGUGAUAGCGGUGGACCUAUGGGUUGCUAUGACAACGACGGAAAUUUUAGAUUACUUGGUAUUACUGUUUUCGGCAAAAAUCCAUGUGGAGCUAAGCGUGGCUUUCCCAACGUGUUUGUCCGCGUUUCUACAUACAGGAAAUGGAUUGCAAGAAACGCUGUUGGUCCAGUUUCUAUGUGAAAUUUAUUAUAAAACAUCAUGCGAAUAAAACGCAAUUAUGUCUGA
Mercenaria mercenaria is the source of this 1017-nucleotide messenger RNA. Its product is annotated as chymotrypsin-1-like. Lineage: Eukaryota; Metazoa; Mollusca; Bivalvia; Venerida; Veneridae. Bases 271 to 972 code for a protein of 233 amino acids. Gene Ontology annotation, molecular function: serine-type endopeptidase activity. The transcript has 7 exons. The record is from RefSeq and is a predicted model, not a curated record. Gene Ontology annotation, biological process: proteolysis.